AUGCUCCCUCCGGCACAUGAAGUCAGUGCCGAGUCCCUGGCCGACAUGGUCUGCGAGAUGGAGGCGGCGGUGGUUGAGAACCUCCAGCCUGCCGUCCAGCACUAUCGCCAGCUGGAUGUGGGCGACCUGUGGCUGGAGACACUGAAGGAGGAGGAUCGGCCGCCCUGGGAUGCCAGCAGCACCCUGCGCAUCCUUUCCUCCCACAGGUCGACCUACUGGCACAUCAUCCCGCGAGCACUUGAGGCCGAGGUGAAGUCACUGGAGCGCUUCUUCGGUGCUCGGGCCGGGGGCAGGGCCCUCUCGCUGCACGCGCUCGCCAGCAAUGCGAGCAGCCUGCUGGACCUCCUCAUGGCUUUCUCCACUGCCAAGCCCUCCUCAGACCCGCCGACCUCGGACCCCAGCGACAUCCCAGACUACAUCAGCAUCGACCAGGCGAGCUCCGCCCUGCAUGCCGGAGUCCAGCGGAUCAAGGGCCUUCUUGACACUCUGCCCCCCGCCUGA
Auxenochlorella protothecoides is the source of this 501-nucleotide messenger RNA. RefSeq lists its product as hypothetical. The record is from RefSeq and is a predicted model, not a curated record. The coding region runs from base 1 to 501 and encodes 166 amino acids. NCBI's taxonomy places the organism in Eukaryota, Viridiplantae, Chlorophyta, Trebouxiophyceae, Chlorellales, Chlorellaceae. The transcript has 4 exons.